GUGGCGGUAAUGCACCUUUAAGUAGGUUUGCCAACCACCAAUAAAACUGAAGAAGAAAGAGCCACGUGUGAUGUGUUUGUGUAUCUUCAGUGUUUUUCCUCUCUUAAGUGUUGUAUUGAAUGUAAACAGAGUCUUAUCUCUCUCUCUCUCUCUCUCUCUGUGUAUUAUAGUGUUAAGAUGUUGAUGAUGAGAGAUGAGAUGGAUGUGAUGUGCUGUAAAUCAGUAGGAACUGAUCUGUCUAUGCUGGAUAUUGAGGAUUUUAUCACAGAAAUCUCUCAGCUGAAGAAAGAGGUGGCGUUACUGGAGACAAAGUUGAGGUUAAGAGGAGAUGAAGGACUGAAGAGAGAGGAUGUGGAUUGUUGUGAAUCUUCAGUGUAUUUGACUGAUGGACGUCUGGAUUCAGUGUGGAUGAGCAGAGAUCAGAGCCGCACACCACAGCCACUGCUGGACUCUAAACUCUCUGAAGAGAAAUCCAGACACACACAGAACUCAGAGCUCAGUCUCACUUUACUCGGUUAUACUGAGUCAAAGCCCACAGACACUCAGGACACUACAGUGUGUGACAGUAAACAGAGCUUACAGGAGGAUCAAACCUCCACAGAGUCUCUGGAUUUUGUCUGUAACGCUGGAGAACAUCAACAGAUCCUGCAGACCAAACUGAAGAUGUGUUCAGUUAAACUCAUCGACUGCAGGAACCUGAUGAUGAAGAUAAAAACAGAACCCACAGCAGAUGAAUAUGAAGACAAUCAUAAUGAUGGUCAGGAGUUUAUUCUCUCAGACGUGAAGAGUGAAUCAUGUUGUGAUGGAGAAAUAACGUCCUCAACAUCAGAAGAGCGACUGACAGCACAAACUCAAGAGAAGAAACUUCAUUCAGAAGAGCAAAGAGAGACGAAGAAGAAGCCAUUUAACUGUGAGCAAUGUGGGAAGGAUUUUGAUUUCUUAUUUCAGCUGAAAGGCCACAUGAAGGGACACAGUGGUGAAAAACCUUUCCACUGCAAUGAAUGUGGCAAUUACUACAGCAGCAAAAAAAGUCUUGAUGUUCAUCAGAGACUUCACAAAGAAGAGAAACUGUAUGAGUGUCCUCACUGUGAGAAGAGAUUCAACUACCAAUCCAAUCUGAAUAAACAUGUGUGUUUACACACCAAUGAGAGACCGUAUCAGUGCAGUCAAUGUGGAAAAACCUUCACGCAGUCAUGCUCUUUAAAGUCACACGAAAAAACACACUCUCAAGAGAGACUCUAUCCAUGUUCAUACUGUGAUAAAUGUUUUAGGUUUAAAUCUAAUAUGAUAGUUCAUGAGAGAGUUCACACUGGAGAGAAACCUUACAUCUGCAGUGUUUGUAAGAAGGGUUUCAAUCAGCGUCAAAGUUUAGUGAGACACCAGAAAUCUCAUACAGGUGAAAAACCUUACAAAUGCUCUCAGUGUGACAAGACGUUUACUCAAUCAAACUACUUAAAAAUCCAUGAGAGACUUCAUUCUGGAGAGAAACCUUACGUCUGCUCUCAAUGUGGAAAAAGCUUCUCUGAUCCAUCUCGUUUUAGAGUUCAUCAGAGACUUCACACAGGAGAAAAACCUUACGUCUGCUCUUACUGUGGUUAUAGGUUCUCUGAACUAUGUAAUUUGAGAGUUCAUCAGAGACUUCACACUGGAAAGAAGAAACUUCAUCACUGCAGUGUUUGUGGGAAGAGUUUUAAUCGGCGUGAAGAUUUAGUGACACACCAGAGAUCUCAUACAGGUGAAAAACCUUUCAAAUGCUCUCAGUGUGAAAAGACAUUUUCUUCGUUGAAUUACUUAAAAGUACACGAUAGACUUCACACUGGAGUUAAACCUUACGUCUGCUCUUACUGUGGAAAAAGCUUCUUUGAUCCAUCUAAUUUCAGAGUUCAUCAGAGAAUUCACACUGGAGCGAAGAAACUUCAUCACUGCAGUGUUUGUGGGAAGAGUUUUAAUCGGCGUCAAAGUUUAGUGAGACACCAGAGAACUCAUACAGGUGAAAAACCUUACAAAUGCUCUCAGUGUGAAAAGACAUUUACUUGGUUGAGUUCCUUAAAAAGCCAUGAGAGACUUCAUUCUUCAUCUUCUCUGAUCAAUCUCAUUUUAUAGUUUAUUAAAGAGUUCACACGGGAGAGAAACUUUACCUGUGCAGUGUUUGUGAGAAGAGUUUUAAAGGAGUCGAAUGACUCGAUUUCAGGUUUUCCUUUGUUUUCAGAAUGUUAAGAUUUCUGUGCAUAUAAAGAAGAUCUAUAAAGUUGCACAAGUUAAAGUUUUUAAACCCAAAAAGAUCUUUUUAAAAGUGAAGCCUCACCAACACCUUUAUAAGCGGCUCAUUCAAACACACCCCUGCAGUUGGACGUCAUACUAAAGUUUGCAUAACACCGCCCUAAUGUAUACGCAAAGAUAGAGGCUGUAACCUUCAUUCACACUGUAGUAUUGUUGUUAGGUCCGGUUCUAGAUAUUUGGAGCCCCCCCACACCCCUCUAAUUUUCAGAAUAAUCCGAGAAGUGUUUUUGUACCCUGUAAGAAAUCAUUUAAGCACUACAGUGAUUAAACAUGUUUUCCCCAUUACUUUUCUGUUUUAUCAAGUCAACAAAUUAAAUGUAUGUAAAAAUUUGAUUAGAAAUUAUGCAUGACUACAUGUGUUAAACAUUUUAAGGCAGGUCAAAGUUGUUGUUGUGGAUCCAGUAAUUUAUUUAAAACACCACCUUUUUGGGAUAACACAGGAAAACAGUUUUGCUUUCUCCAAAGAGUAAGAUUAAAAAGACAACACUAAAAACCCUAACUGUAAAAAAAACUGCA
This is a messenger RNA of Paramisgurnus dabryanus, 2796 nucleotides long. RefSeq lists its product as uncharacterized. Gene Ontology annotation, biological process: regulation of cytokine production; negative regulation of transcription by RNA polymerase II; regulation of immune system process. NCBI's taxonomy places the organism in Eukaryota, Metazoa, Chordata, Actinopteri, Cypriniformes, Cobitidae. Gene Ontology annotation, molecular function: DNA-binding transcription repressor activity, RNA polymerase II-specific; RNA polymerase II cis-regulatory region sequence-specific DNA binding; DNA-binding transcription activator activity, RNA polymerase II-specific. The record is from RefSeq and is a predicted model, not a curated record. Gene Ontology annotation, cellular component: nucleus; nucleoplasm.